AUGGCAAAGACUGGAAAGAAGAAGCGUGUCGGUAGUGUCAAAGACAAACGACGAUCCAAGAAAAGCAAAAAAGAAUGCAGCCAUCCAAUGACAACAGUAACCUUGCCGGAGGAUUGUCGUCGUCACGUCAUGGAAUUUUUGGAUUUUAGCUCGUUGCUAGCCUUUCGGGCCACCGGAAAGAAGCCGAAAAAGCAGGCGGAAUCACAAUUGUUGCGUCGGGCCUUGUCCUCCUUUCCAAUGACGGAUGAGAAUCACUUUCUGUUGGAGUCUGAGAAUCCUCGUCCAGGAAACUCCGAAUAUGAAAUCAAAGUGCGCAACGGUUUUACCACCGAGUGGCUGACGAUGGAAGGGGUUGUGGACAAGGCCAUGGAAUGCCCCCAGAGCAAUCCAGUGAGUGACGAGAUCAAGGCCGAGCAAAAGAAGGCUCUUCAAAGAAAGAGAUGGUGGGCAGGAGACGAUAUCCUUGACCCUCUAACAGUCGAGUUCUUCACACGAAUCAUCGAUCUCUACAAACCUCUCACUCCCUUGUCAGCAUGGCUCAAGAUGGUGGAGUUUGGAAUCGACGGCAAGAUCGUGUCUGUGGAUCUUAUUAAAAGGUUGACUCCUUUGUACCAGGCAGUUUUCGGUCUGUUGAUUCAAGCUUCCUCGAUUCUCCUGGUGCGUGUCAAAUCCGACAGCUUCUCUUCAACCUGCAAUUUGGAAACAGAAAAAGUUGCUCUUCUUGUACGCACAAAGAAGGGGCAUAAGGUUCAGAUUGAAUUGAGUCGGACAACACACAGAUUUUGGUGGUGA
Messenger RNA from Seminavis robusta, 792 nucleotides. The record is from the annotation of a GenBank genome assembly. Lineage: Eukaryota; Bacillariophyta; Bacillariophyceae; Naviculales; Naviculaceae.